UAAUCCAAGUCAAACAGCUUACGCAGAAGUACCACUGAGGCUGACUCUCUCCACGCUAACAGCUUUACAGGACCUGGCACGAGCUUCCAAAACACUAAAGGAAAACCGAGCAUCCCCGCGGAAGAACCGAGACAACCGAAACCUGCCCUCGAUCUCAGAGCGGCGCUGUCACACGCUUGCACACAGAUAUACAAACCCACUGUCUCUCUCUUUCUCACACACACGCACAGACAAACGCACGCACCGAGGAGCAAACAGUCUCUCUCCCUUUCUCACUCUCUCUCUCGCUCACUCACCCUCCCUCCCAUCCACACACACACACACCACUACAGUAUAUCAGCUAGCGACUCACAGAGAAAAGGAGGGGAGAGCAGAAAUGAAUGUGAAGAUCCUGACGCUGGUGAUUGUGCUGGUGGUUUCUCUGCUGUGUUCAGCCAGUGCUGGUCCAAUGGCCUCCACCGAGCAUAGCAAAGAGCUCGAGGAGAUGAGCAGCAUGAGGACUCCUUUGCGGCAGAACUCCGCUCGAGCCGGCCGGAACCAAAGACCUUCUGGCUGGAGGAGGAGACGCCCUCGACCCCGCCUCUCUCAUAAGGGGCCCAUGCCAUUUUAGAGCAAGGCACAGCUUAAAGUGCCCUCCCCCUUGGUUUUGAUUUCUACGCUCUUCCUUUGCCUUGGGGGGCCUUGCAACAAGGGGCCUUUGCUAGCCCAGCCUGAAGAGUGAUGUCCAUAGCACCUGCUGGUUCUUCAAGCAACUCUUCUUCUGUCCACAAAAAACCAGGACAAGCCACUCACCCUCAGCUCUACGAAGAAUUGUGGGCCGGGAAAGGGGGUGGGGGGUUUUGAGCCCAAGCUAUCAGAUUCUGUCUCUCUCUCUCUGUCUGUCUCUCUCCUCCUGUGGUUUUCCUCAUUUGCUUUCUAGAGCCCUUUCAUGGCCACACUUUGCAUGACGUGUGAGCAGUGGAGAGCCUGGUCCAAACAGUUAUAGUCUGAAAGCGUCAGUUUCUUCUCCGAGGUGUGCUAGUCCAAUUCUCUCCAGCGUGAAGGUGACCACAGCGCUUUGUUCCAUUGCUAUCAAGUGGUUUGUAAAUGAUGUUUAUGAGGGAGAGAAGUGGCAGGGAACCAAAAGUUAUGGCACUGUUUUGAACUUCCUCAUCAGGGUCUCAGGCCCAGUACGGUCAGGUCAGCAUCUUUUAAUUUCAUAAUCCAUUUUAUCAUCUCACCUAGAACACAAAAACAGUCUGACGUCUCCAAGAGAGCAUCUUAACUGCAUCAAUUGAGUUACAAUUGCAGAUCAUGCAAUUACCUCGGAAAAUUAUUGCUUUGUUGAAAGGAUAUAAUCAGGUUUCCAGUAAAUGACACAUCCACGCCACACAUCUCAAUUACAUUUCAUCCAUCUUCUCACGCGACCCCAUCGUUUCAUUGUGCCGUCUGAUGGGCAUUACACAUCACCCUACCAAUGAACCAUCAGCAGUCAGAGGCUUAAACAUAAAGCCACAUUGUCUUGUUAGAAAAUCACACUCCACUUUGAUGAGUGUGAGAUCAUCGGUCCCGAGCCUUCUUCUCCUCCCCCAUGACACACACUGCUUUAUAGCAGAGAUACACGACUGUUAACCGGCCAGGGUGAUCUGCUGAACACGGCAGACCAUCUCUCCUUUUUAAUGAAGUGCCAAACAGCAAAUCUACUCUACAGUGCUGCCUGGAGAAGUAAACAUGUUACCUCUCAUUAUGGGGAAGCAUAACAUUUGACCACAUAUGCAUUUUGCCACAUUUGUUUUAAGAUCAAAUAUAAAGGCAAUGGUAGCAGUUUAAGUUUAAAAUACACCAGACCAAAAAAAGCUUGAUAUUUAAAGGCUGUGUUACCCCCUUGAAACGGUUCUAUGACACAACUCUAAUGCCUUUAUUUGACAUAUUACUGGAAUUUCUUAUUGGUUCUCAUUCUUUUGUUGUCAUCUUUUCAGUUUAUUUUCUCAGGAUGCUGUGACAGAAGUCUGCAUGCUCCUAUAUUACAUGCAUUUAUUUAAGAAACACACAUGAUUUGUAUCUGCACCAUUUAGCUUCGUGUUUAUGCCGUAGCUACAUAUCUACGUUUAUACAAGCCAUUAUUUGUUCUCUCCUCAUCGGGAGCAGUUGCCUUUUGGGUUUGAGCUUCUUUAGCACAGGUGGCUGUGAUGGCCGCGGUCAUUAAAUCCAAUUGCUUAUCUGUUUUAGAUGGCUAUUGAAAAAACCCUUCACAAGUCACGUAGAGCUCGGUGAAAUCGGCAAAGAAUGACCAAACCUACCCCUAGCUUUCAGCUGAAUUAUCUUUAUGAUGUAAUAAUGAUAGUCAUUAAGCCCCAGUAGUCCCUCGAGGUCUGUUUUGACUUUACUUGUAGCUUUCAGUUAGAUACCAAUAAUGAGGCAGAGAUAAGAGGCUUUUACGAGACUGUUAACUACACCUAAUUCCGAUGCUUAACUAGACAACAUAGUUUUUUUAGCAUUCUGGUCCCUCCGGCAUUUGCCGUUUGUCAUUUUCUCUGUGGAUUUGGAGGAUCUGCUGUUUAUCCUCAGCUCUUCAUAAGAAACCACAGCACCGACACACCCAGCCAAGCUCACCAUGAUUAAAAAUGUAUCGAAUCUUAGGGGGCUGUGAAUACUAAUAAUUCCAUUCACGCCAUUAUUAUUUUACACGCUGAAUUUCAUUUCAGAAAGCGCUCCGCAUCAGUAGGUCAGAACGCAGAGAUGAGUUUCCAUUUGUAAGACUGGAGCAGUUGACUUACAGUACACUCCAAAACGGUCAGAAGAGUACUGAUAGAGGUGCAGAGUAAUGCCUGUAUCCACACUGUUAUUCAUGAAUGUAUCUUUACCAUCUUCACUAGAGCUGAACCGCCCCUCCGGUGAGGGACGUCGAGUAGUGUUUCCGUUCAGUUCAAGCCUUGAAUCGCGAAAACCUACCCUAUCACUGCUACACACGACAACCAACCCCAAACCCCCUUCCCACUGAUGGUGAUGGUUAUCUCUUUCAUCAAACAUCCAAAGACAAAUAUGACAAAAUCCAAAGCUUGCUAUAGAAGAGACCCCUAUCAAUCAUUUGGCAUUCCUCCAACACCUCUGUACGGACAUACAAGGCUACACUUUUGCAAUUCCAUUAUGCUGCUGGAAAAAUAAAUCCUGAAAACGUCUUUUGGCAUGUAAUGGUUUUCCAGUGUCUUGUGACAAUUAAAUUGACUCAUUCUUGUCUAGCUGGUUGUCCAAAGCUUACUUUUCUCGAGACCGCGUGGAAAGCUAUAUUUUAUUUUUGUGUAUAUGGUCGUAUACAAGCGUAGAAAAAUUUGUCUGCUGCACAAUAUGUCGUGGACACAAAAGAGCUUUCACACCUUCGUUUGCUGUCUGACUCCGUCCGUCGUCGCCAUCAGCACAUCGGGUUCAUGGAGCUUGUGCCGCAAAGAAUAGUCCAGACUCCAAACUGAAAAGGCAAACCAACAUAUUAUACUUACAGAGCACAAAUCAUUUUCUAUAUAUAUAUUAUUUUUUAUUUUUAAUGAGAAAAGAGCUUAUGAGAAACUCAUUCCAAUUCUUUCGUGUGUUUCAAUCCAGUUUGGCUCCAUUGUUACGUCAUAAGUCCUAUGCACUUGUAAACCUUUUCCUUGAAAGCAAACAAGAUGUAAGUGGAAAUGGAUUCAGCAGGUGUUUGUAUGUUAAGAAUAGACAUGUGGAAGUUCUUGAGAGUUCCUCAACGUCGUAAUGAUUUAGAAAGUCAAAAGGCAAUGGACAUACAAUACAAAACUGAAUUGGUCCAUUAGGGCACAAGUGCCCUGCUUUUAUCACACAUUUGGUCGCUUGUUUUUGAUUAGUUUGUCACAGCGCAUGUUAAAUGUGGCGACUAACGGAAAAUCAAUCUCAACAGUUCACAAAUGUCUACAACUGAGCAAACAACUAAAUAACUUCAGCCAUGAGCGAGACGCUGAGAAUGACCUAACAAUUCAGUUGCUUUGACUUCACACCUACUGUAUAAAGAGCUCUGUGAUUCAAACCUCUAUCCAAAACAUGCAUUCAUACACAUGGUCUGUUUGUUAAGCACACCCAUCCAUGUCGAACGGUCUAUGGAGAACUCAAACUCAAAUGUUUAACCAGGCCGGCAUUACAUCAGUAUUAGUAGGCCACAUUAAAGCAGCAUUGGUAUUAAUCCUCCUCUUUAUUUCAGUGGGAGGUGUGUGCUCAUCAAAGUCACCUGGCCAAAUGUACAGUCCCUGUCUCUGUUUUGAUGUUGAACUGGGCAAAAACAAAUGAAUAAAUAAAUGAAUUAAACAAGUGUAUCAGAAAUGGUUGAAAUACUGUGUACAUAUUUGAACUUUUUGUUUCUAAUUUAUAAAAGAUAAGCUUUAGCUCUUGGAGUACUUAUUUUAUUUUUUCCUUUCAUGCGUAGCUUUGUGUUUUUAUUUUCUAUUUCUGUAAAGUGUGUAAAUAUAUCUUUAUGAUAAUAAGUAAUAUUAA
Molecule: messenger RNA, 4470 nt
Organism: Triplophysa rosa
Lineage: Eukaryota; Metazoa; Chordata; Actinopteri; Cypriniformes; Nemacheilidae
Gene: apln
Product: apelin
Exons: 3
Coding region: 377-610 (77 amino acids)
Biological process (GO): signal transduction
Molecular function (GO): apelin receptor binding; hormone activity
Source: RefSeq, a predicted model, not a curated record